AUGAGUCAAAGUGACGAGUGCCAAGCAACCCAAACCUCCGUGUAUCCAACCAAGCGCUGCGUGUCAGGAGGCCCCGUAGUCGAGCCCGACGCUGAGCCAGUGCUCAAUCGCGUCAUCCAUCCGAGUACAAAGUUUGAGACUGCAUGGACGUGGUCCGGAUGCAUCAUCGGCUGCAGCUACCUGCUCCUUCUCGUAGUAUGUGCCUUCCUGAACACCACUUUCGUGCUGUGGCCACUGACGCUGCUGCAAUGGAGCCACCUCCUCUCAACGCGCAGCUGCCGAUGGAUAUGUCGCUUUCUGGAGGAUAAAUACUUCGCUAUGUUAAGUGGAUAUUUGGAACUAGUUGGCGGCGUCAAGAUUAUCAUCACUGGAGACGAAGAGCUGCAGUUCGCACACCACGAGCACGUGCUCUUGAUCUGCAAUCAUCGCAGUGAAGUCGACUGGAUCUUCUUCUGGAAUCUGGCGCUGCGUCUCAAUGUUCAUGACCGUAUUCGAGUCAUGAUGAAGAGUGUCAUUCGAUACGCCCCUGGCGUCGGCUGGACCAUGAUGCUGCUGCGAUACCCGUACGUUAACCGGAACUGGGCCACGGACCAGGACAGAUUGACCAAGGUGAUUGAGUCGUACAAGGACGUGGACAUGGGCACGUGGCUAGCCAUGUUUCCGGAAGGAACGGCGUUGUAUGACAAGACGCUCAAGAAAAGCCACGAGUUUGCUAGCAAGCAAGGAGAAGCGAAAUGGAACUACGUGUUGCAGCCCAGAGUCAAGGGCUUUGAGCUGUGUAUGGACAAGAUGGACCCGGACUAUGUCGUGGACCUCACGGUGGCGUAUCCGGAGCUCAUGGAGGGCGUGAGACCGUCACCGGUGCGAUUUGUGAGAGGACAGUUCCCGACUGAAGUACACAUGCACGUGCAGCGGUAUCACCGGUCAACGCUGCUGAAGCACAAGGACCGCAUGGGUCAAUGGCUGAAAGAUCGAUUUGCAGAAAAAGAGGAGCGUCUUGAACAUUUCUACGAGACUGGCGCGUUUCAAGGCGAACAGCAGACGAGCGGCCAGCAUGCGAGCCGUGUCGCUCUGUUGCCCGCGCAACAGAUUCUCCUCUUCGUUGGUGAAAACUACCUCACUUACUUUUGGUCGAGAAGACGCCUGUCUGUAUACCUGCGUGCUUUCCAGGUUGCUGGUGCGUCCAUCCACUCGAUGGAUAGCCACAAGAUUCACAACGAGAAGCACCAAGACAAACUUCAUACUCGAUCGGCAGAUGAGUUGCGCCUCUUCACGUGA
Phytophthora infestans T30-4 is the source of this 1278-nucleotide messenger RNA. RefSeq names its product lysocardiolipin acyltransferase, putative. The coding region runs from base 1 to 1278 and encodes 425 amino acids. Gene Ontology annotation, cellular component: endomembrane system. The record is from RefSeq and is a predicted model, not a curated record. NCBI's taxonomy places the organism in Eukaryota, Oomycota, Peronosporomycetes, Peronosporales, Peronosporaceae. Gene Ontology annotation, molecular function: acyltransferase activity. The transcript is spliced from 4 exons.